UCUAUUCACACAAUCAUGACUAUAUAAUUGCCGCCUCAGUUGACCCACCGCCGGCGCCCUGACCUACUCCGAUCUCAAUCUAUACUGUGUUCUUCUUCCGAUCGGUUUCGAUUUUUUUCCGACGAGAAGAGAUUGGAGAAAGAAUCGUCUGCCGUCGAUUUCACGGCGGCGGCGUUAAGGCGUUUUUCCGGUGAGACCUGUGGUAUGAAAAGUUUGAUUUUCUUUCAGGGAAAAAGCUAAAGGGUUAGCUAUGUCGGUGAAUUUUUAUUGAUUAUUGUCAGUUCUCGCUUUUUGGAAUUCCUAUUUGGAAAGUGCAAUUGGGUGUAAAGUAGAGAAAGAAAUUGAGUUAGACUAGUUUUUUCAAAACUAAUUCUCAAGAUAUCUAUUGAUUGUGAGAAAAAGGUAGUUCCUCGCCAUGAUUGGUAUUUCUAAGUUCAUUAGUUAGAUAGAGUAGUGAUCUGGUGAAAAUUGAAUACCUUGUAUUAAUACUAAGUAUCGAAAGUUAGAAACCUUGGGCAGGGGUGGGCUGUGGUUAAAGAAGAAUAUGGGUUCAUUCAAAGGGCAUGUUUUGCCAGGGACAUUGUUUCUUGUGGUAGGAAUAUGGCAUGUUUGGUGCUCGAUAAUGAGGUAUGUAUCGGAUCCAAAAUCUUUUCGUGUGCGGAUAUGGAAUCCAGUUCCUGGUUUUGAUGGGAGGCUUAGGUACUUGGAGCUCUAUGUGAUUGUGGUAGGCGGUUUCAUUGAUUUAUGCAUAGAGUUUCUGUAUUCAACACAUCUCAAGUUUAUUGUUAAUGGAGAAUUGAAUCCAUCACACAUGAACAACUUCGAGCACUCUGGAAUGCUGCUUAUGUUCUUCCUUUUUGGUCUUAUUGCGCUGCUCUCAGAAAAGACACGCUUCCUUCCCUUACCAGAAGGCGCUCUAUGCUGCAUCGCCUCGGCAGCAUUCACCGCCGAGUAUCUCUUAUUCGAAUUCCACUCAACGACGCACACAGGGCUCGAGGGCUACUACCAUUACAUCCUCGUCCUCCUCAUAGGCCUAUGCAUAUUAUCAGCCAUAGCCGGAGCUGUGGUGCCGACGAGUUUCCCGAUCGAUUUGUGCAGCGGGAUUGCUAUAACUCUUCAGGGGCUUUGGUUCUGGCAAACUGCAUUCACUUUGUAUGGCGGGAUGAUGCCCGAUGGCUGCCGGCUCCAUGAGAAUGAAAUCGCGUGUAGCUCGAAUCAGCAUGAAGUUCGGGGCGAACUUCUGGCGAAUCUCCAGCUGUUUGGUUUGGUGUUCGGCGUUCUUGGUGCUGUUGCCGGUUUGUAUGUUCUUGCGGAUGGUAAGUUUGGUCGAUUUGAUCGUGUGAGUUCGCGCGAGCUGGAUGGUUAGCCGAGACGAGGCUCGACUGCCAUGACUAUGCGCUCUCUCUCUCUCUAGAUAUAUAUAUAUAUAUGGAAAAUUGCAAAAAUUAUCUCAUAUAUGUAUACCUCAUUAUAUUUUUAUCUUGUAUUUAUCUCGUUGAACGUGCCUAAAUGACAGAAAUAAUGACUUUUGCAAAUAGAAUAUAUUUUGUCAACGAGAUAAAUACAUGACAAAAGUGAUAAUGGGGUAUACAUAGGGAAUAUUUUUUGCAAUUUUUUGGAUAUAUACAUAUAUAUAUAUAUAUAUAGAUAUAAAUAUAUUGAAGAUUGAGAACAUAAUGUGCUGAGGCGAUGAAGUAGAAAGUGAAGAGGUGAAGGUAAAAUCUCCAUUUUUGCAGUGUUAAGAGAGCUUUAUGUAGUUUUCCAUAGGUAAGAAUCAGAGUCAAUACUAUGACUACACAAAAAGCUGUUAAUGUGUGUAUCACUAUGGUGAUUGGAUUUUUGUAAUGUCGCACCAAAUAAUCAAAUUUUGAUCACUUCA
Messenger RNA from Andrographis paniculata, 1879 nucleotides. RefSeq lists its product as uncharacterized. The coding region runs from base 545 to 1366 and encodes 273 amino acids. Lineage: Eukaryota; Viridiplantae; Streptophyta; Magnoliopsida; Lamiales; Acanthaceae. The transcript has 3 exons. The record is from RefSeq and is a predicted model, not a curated record.